UUGAGGGUUCAAAUUUCAGACCUGGGUUGAUAAUGGAGCUGCUGCCACUGCUUUGAUCUGUUAGUUCAACGUUGCUGUAGGAAGAGCCCUAAUUGGCCAAAGCCGACGCUCCUCCGGGUGCUGUGAGCUUUCGUGGUUGAAUUUUGAAUCCUUACCGAUGGGUACAGAGACGGAACCGAUGGAAACCGCCGAGGAGUUCGCCACCAAGUCUGCUCCGCCGGCGGGCCGUCCUCCUAGGCUAUUUAUAAAGGAGAUGGUGAUGAAGAAUUUCAAAUCCUAUGCGGGCGAACAGCGCGUUGGCCCAUUUCAUAAGAGCUUCUCGGCGGUUGUCGGUCCUAAUGGAAGUGGGAAGAGUAACGUUAUAGAUGCUAUGCUUUUUGUGUUUGGAAAGAGAGCUAAACAGAUGCGGCUGAAUAAAGUGUCAGAGCUUAUUCACAACUCCACCAAUCAUCAAAAUUUAGACAGUGCUGGAGUCUCAGUUCACUUUCAGGAGAUUGUUGAUGUGGAUGGUGGUACUUAUGAAGCUGUACCGGGAAGUGAUUUUGUGAUAACACGAGUUGCAUUUCGGGACAAUUCCUCGAAAUAUUAUAUAAAUGAUAGAUCCAGUAAUUUCACAGAGGUCACCAAGUUGUUGAGAGGGAAAGGUGUUGACUUGGAUAACAACCGCUUUUUGAUUCUUCAGGGUGAAGUGGAGCAAAUUUCACUGAUGAAGCCAAAGGCUCAAGGUCCCCAUGAUGAAGGCUUUCUUGAAUAUCUUGAGGAUAUAAUUGGUACUAUCAAGUACGUUGAGAAGAUUGAUGAAUCAUUUAAACAGCUGGAAGAGCUUAAUGAAAAGAGAUCUGGUGUUGUUCAAAUGGUUAAGCUAGCAGAGAAGGAAAGAGAGAGUUUGGAGGGCGUCAAGAAUGAAGCAGAAGACUACAUGUUAAAAGAAUUGUCGUUAUUAAAAUGGCAACAGAAAGCCACCAAUCUUGCUUCGGAAAAAACUGGUACUGAAGUAGCAGAACUGCAGGUUGCUGUGUCAAACCUGGAAGAAAAUGUGAAGAUUGAAAGGGAGAAAAUUAAAGAAAAUAGCAAAGAAUUGAAAGAGGUUGAAGAUUUGCACACGAAGUACAUGAAAAGACAGGAGGAGCUGGAUAGCGACCUUAGACGUUGCAAGGAUGAUUUCAAGGAGUUUGAAAGGCAGGACUUGAAGUAUCGGGAAGAUUUUAAGCAUAUGAAACAUAAAAUCAAAAAGCUUGAUGAUAAAAUUGAAAAGGAUUCAACCAAAAUUGCCAAUCUCACUAAAGAGUGUGAGGACUCUGACAAUAUGAUUCCACUGCUUGAAGGAGACAUUCCAAAGCUACAGAAACAGUUGGCAAAUGAAGAGAAAAUCUUGGAAGAAAUUCAAGAAAGUUCUAAGGCCGAAGCAGAGGUCUUCCGCAAUGAGCUUGCUGAUGUUCGUAGUGAAUUAGAACCUUGGGAAAAGCAAUUGAUUGAACACAGAGGAAAGCUUGAAGUCGCUUCAGCUGAAAAGAACCUUUUGAAUGAAAAGCAUGAAGGACACCGUGCUGCAUAUGAAGAUGCACAGAAACAAAUUGGUGAAAUACAUGAAAGAAUUGGUAUGAAGACUUCAGGAUUAAAAGAUACUCAAGUUCGGCUAGAAAAACAAAAGCUCCGGUCAUCUUACGCUAGGCAAUUGGAGCGGAAAUGCCUUGAAGAACAAGAAAGGCUGGUUCCUCUUGAACAAGCUGUGAGACAAAAGGUAGCAGAGCUUACAUCUGUUAUGGAAUCUGAAAGGAACCAGGGAUCAGUCUUAAAAGCAAUACACCACGCUAAAGAAACAAAUCUUAUACAAGGAAUUUAUGGCAGAAUGGGAGAUUUGGGAGCCAUUGAUGGAAAAUAUGAUGUUGCCAUAUCAACUGCAUGCCCUGGGCUGGAUUAUAUUGUUGUGGAGACAACUGCAGCAGCACAAGCAUGUGUCGAGUUGCUUCGAAAUCAAAACCUUGGUGUUGCUACUUUCAUGAUUCUAGAAAAACAAGCAGAUCAAGGACGUAAAAUGAAGGAGAAAAUAGAUACCCCUGAAAGUGUUCCUCGCUUAUUUGAUUUGAUCAAGGUUCAGGAUGAAAAGAUGAAACUUGCAUUUUUUGCAGCAUUAGGAAACACACUUGUAGCUAAAGAUAUUGAUCAGGCAACUCGCAUUGCUUAUGGUGGAAAGAAAGAAUUCUGGCGUGUUGUGACACUAGAUGGUGCUCUCUUUGAAAAAUCUGGUACUAUGAGUGGUGGGGGAGGUCGGCCUCGUGGAGGUAAAAUGGGGACAUCUAUUCGUGCUUCAAGUGUCUCUGGCGAAGUCAUGUCAAAUGCUGAAAAGGAGCUUUCUGAUUUGGUUGAAAGCUUAAGUACUGUGAGAAGCCAGCUAGCAGAUGCAGUGAAGGAUUUCCAGGAUGCAGAGAAAGAAAUCUCAGCUCUGGAAAUGGAGUUAGAGAAAAGCCAAAAAGAGAUAGACAGUCUAAGGCUGCUGUCUGCUGACCUGGAAAAGCAACUAGAUUCCCUGAAAGCAGCAGCAAAACCGACAAAAGUAGAGUUGGAUAGGCUAAAGGAACUGGGGAUUAUCAUUUCUGCAGCAGAAAGGGAAAUAAACAAGCUUGUGAAUGGUUCGAAACAGCUGAAGGACAAGGCCUUGGAACUUCAGAAUAAAAUAGAAAAUGCUGGUGGUGAAAGACUGAAAAACCAGAAGGCGACAGUUAACAAAAUUCAAUCUGAUAUUGAUAAAAACAGCACUGAGAUCAACCGUCGUAAAGUUCAAAUAGAAACAAAUCAGAAAAUGAUUAAGAAGCUCACAAAGGGAAUAGAAGAGGCCAAGAAUGAAAAGGAAAAACUUGUGGAGGAAAGGGAGAAGUUGCGUUCCACCUUUAAAGAAAUAGAACAGAAGGCUUUUAAGGUCCAAGAAAACUAUAAGAAGACACAGGAGUUAAUGGAUCAACACAAAGCUGUUCUGAGUCAAGCAAAAUCUAACUAUGAAAGUUUGAAGAAAGUUGUGGAUGAGUUGCGUGCUUCAGAGGUAGAUGCUGAAUACAAGUUACAAGAUAAGAGAAAAGCCUGCAAAGAGUUGGAAAUUAAGGGGAAAGGUUACAAGAAAAAACUUGAUGAUCUAGAAGUUGCUGUAUUGAAGCAAAUGGAGCAGAUUCAGAAGGAUAUGGUAGAUCCUGACAAAAUUCAAGCAGUACUGUCAGAUGAAACUCUUGGUAAAACUCAUGACCUUAACAGGGCUCUUGAGACGGUGACUCUUCUUGAAGCUCAACUGAAAGACAUGAACCCCAAUCUCGACUCAAUCUCAGAGUACCGAAACAAAGUGUCUGUGUACAAUGAGCGAGUUGGAGAUCUUAAUUCAGUUACUCAGCAGCGCGAUGACCUAAAGAAGCAAUACGAUGAAUGGAGAAAGAGGAGGCUGGAUGAAUUCAUGGCUGGUUUUAACACAAUUUCAUUGAAAUUGAAAGAGAUGUAUCAGAUGAUCACAUUGGGAGGUGAUGCAGAACUCGAGUUAGUUGACUCAUUGGAUCCCUUCUCUGAAGGCGUCGUCUUCAGUGUCAGACCGCCCAAAAAGAGCUGGAAAAAUAUUGCUAACUUAUCAGGUGGUGAAAAGACACUCAGCUCCUUAGCCCUUGUUUUUGCCCUGCACCACUACAAACCAACACCACUUUAUGUAAUGGAUGAGAUUGAUGCUGCUUUAGAUUUCAAAAAUGUUUCUAUUGUGGGGCAUUACAUAAAAGACCGUACCAAGGAUGCACAAUUUGUCAUCAUAAGCCUACGGAAUAACAUGUUCGAGUUGGCUGAUCGGCUUGUUGGGAUCUAUAAGACCGAUAACUGCACUAAGAGCAUCACCAUCAACCCUGGGAGCUUCUUGGUUUGUAAAUAGCUCCCAAUUGAUCACUCUUUUAUUAUUAUAUGAAAACAAAUUUUCCAAGCUGUAGCUAGUGUUCAAAGCCAUGCUUGAUCCUUAGGAAGGGUUUUAUGUAUUUAUUGAAAGUAUUUCAUGUCAAAAUUCUGGUUUCUGCACCUAAUUAUAUGCGGUAAACUUGGAGAGGAAUCGGAAAAGAAAUACAUGUAGCAUAUAUAUAUAUAUAUUUUACAUGUCCCGGUACCUAAGCACAUCUCUUGCUCC
This is a messenger RNA of Andrographis paniculata, 4138 nucleotides long. Its product is annotated as structural maintenance of chromosomes protein 4. NCBI's taxonomy places the organism in Eukaryota, Viridiplantae, Streptophyta, Magnoliopsida, Lamiales, Acanthaceae. The record is from RefSeq and is a predicted model, not a curated record. Gene Ontology annotation, cellular component: chromosome. Gene Ontology annotation, molecular function: ATP binding; ATP hydrolysis activity; protein binding. The transcript is spliced from 28 exons. Gene Ontology annotation, biological process: mitotic chromosome condensation. Bases 158 to 3892 code for a protein of 1244 amino acids.